Messenger RNA from Limulus polyphemus (Atlantic horseshoe crab), 4403 nucleotides. RefSeq names its product protein N-terminal asparagine amidohydrolase-like. The transcript is spliced from 7 exons. Gene Ontology annotation, cellular component: nucleus. Gene Ontology annotation, molecular function: protein-N-terminal asparagine amidohydrolase activity. The coding region runs from base 1 to 717 and encodes 238 amino acids. Gene Ontology annotation, biological process: ubiquitin-dependent protein catabolic process. Lineage: Eukaryota; Metazoa; Arthropoda; Merostomata; Xiphosura; Limulidae. The record is from RefSeq and is a predicted model, not a curated record.
AUGCAUGUUAUUGAAAUAGGCUCUGAUGUUGUGGCCCUGGGUCAUUUCGAUGGGUCACUUGUUCAAGAAGGAGUCAAUAGCAUGGUUACAGAAGUCAAACGCAUGUCUAGCUCAUCAUCAUCAGAUGGAAGGUUAGAACUUCAUAUGAUAGGAGGAUUUCUUGAUGACAGAGGUUAUUCUGAACAGUUAGUUUUUGAUAUAUUAGAUGCAUUUAACAGUCUCUCACAAAAUGUCAGUCUCAUCACAUGCUGUGUGUGUGAGUUGAAUAAUGUCAAGAAAAGGAAAUUAAACUGGCCUAUAAUUUAUGGGAUAGGUAUAAACAUAAAAAAUGGAGAGUUGUUUCCUGCUUCCUUCCCUGACAGAGGACCUGCCAUAUCGCUUAGAUCAAGUAGGCAUUUUACAAGAUGUGACAAAGAAGGGAUGGUGUGCAUAUAUCGAUCCACAAGUGGCUUGCUGAUCAUUGGACCUUUUAACUAUAGGCUAAUACCUGAAAUCGACUUUUUGCUGGUUCAAAAAGAUCAGUUUCUGCAAACUCACAUGUCAACAUCACCUUCAGUGGAACCACCACACUUUGCACAAGAAGUAAGGAACACAUUAACUUUUAUCAAAGAACACCCAUUUCCACUGGUUUCUGUUUUUCCUGAUAACCAACCACAUCUUUACAAGAAGAAUGAUCAAGGAGUUUGGACUCGAGUUUAUAGCUGUGAUAAAUCUUAGUCACUGAAUGUGAUUAUCACUAAUAGUUUAUGAAUUGUGAUAAGAAUUGUUGGCACUAGUUAAUUAAAAAUUAGAUCUAUAUUUUAAUCUUGUAAUUAUUUAAGGUAUCAAAUCAAACACAUACUUGCAAGGUUGUUAAUUAUUACUUAUAGGCCAUGGGCCAAUUUUUAUAAAUUGAUUUUUCAUAGCAAAUUUGGUGGAACAACUUAAUGUUCUUACUAAAUGUACUUUAUGAUUUUCUCUCUAAAUCGUCAACGAUCCCAAUUGUUCACUUGCACAUCAGUUGGAAAUAUACCUUGAAAAAUUAGCAACUUCACUUUGCUAAGCCAUGGCAACAGCCAAUCGAAUUGCACCAUUUAUCCAAGAUUGUAGCCUUCAUAAAAUAUUGUGCACAUGUGAUUCCUAUUGAAAAUAGCACUAGUUUUGACACAUUUGUGUGUUCUCUUCAGUCUUAUGUUGUUUCAUUUACUGUAAUUUGUUUUUAUUGUCUAACUGCUACAUAUGAUAUGUUAUUUUAUGAGCAUGUGCUACCUUCAGGAACAAUGUAGUACUUGCAAGAAGAAAAAGUAUAUUGUGAACAAGCAGUCAAUGAAAUGACAAUAUUACAGACUUUCUAACUGAGAAUGCCAGUCAGGUAAGUGAAAACUACUCUAACUUAGCAGUACAAAUCAUCUUACAAAUCCCCAAAACGAUCCUGGUGGAUGUUUUUGAACCAUCAUAUGGAGAUGAUGUACAUUGGUUAUUUUCAGGUGCUCAUAACAGUUCACUUUAUUUAUCAUAUAAUAAUUACUAUAGUCAGCAACAACAUUGUUUUUGCUAUGGGAAGGUGCAAUUGGUAUGUACUGUUCUGCAUGAAUUUCUAUUGCAAGAAAAUGAAAGGGAAAAUGUAUUGGCACAGGCUUCCUCAAGAUUUAAAGCUUAAAACAUUUGGGUAAAUGUCAUACAUUGUGACAUAGGAUGAAAUCUCAAGGUGAAAAUGUUAUGCUCACAACAUUUUAAAGAAUGUUUUAACACUGAUAAAAAAUGGACAACUACGAUGUCUUAAGCAAUCUUCAUUGCCACCUCAGUGGUCUAAUACAGAAAAGAUUAGUAGUAUAAAUACUAUUUUUACUUUAUUAUUGCUUAGUUAAUAUUUCUAAAGUCUGAGUGAAAUUGAAAUGGAUAUUUGGUGUGGAAUAGGCUUAGAGAAUAGUUAAUCAUAAUUAGUUGUUGAAUACCAAAACACUAAUUAUCACAGUUAUUGUGAGUAUCUGCUAUAUUGUCAGGAAUAAAUGUAUAUUGGUUUGAUAUUUUGACAAGUUUUCUUAAGUAUAAAAAAUAUAUUUAUUUCUGAUUUAGGUCAUGCAGCCAUUGAAGAUCCAAGCCCAGUCUGUGCUGUUGUAUCCAAUAUUAAACAAGUCAAGGUGGCUUCUGCUUACAGUUGUUGAAAAAUAUUUUGGAGGAAUCUUUAUGGAAAGAAAACAGUUUCUAAAUAUCAAAUUAAGUUAGUGUUUCUUUUCCCCUUUAACAAUCACAUAUCAAGAAGCACCUUGUUGUCAAGUCUACGUAAGCAUUAAUACAACAGCUCUGUUAUUAUGUUUAGUUUGUGAACAACUUAAUUCAAAAUAAUUGUUUUGGCAAUCAUAAAACAAAACAGUAUCAUUAUGAACUAAUAUCUAUGUGAGAACUAACUUUAACAUAGUAUCUUUCCAUCAACUAGAGACACCUCAGUGGUAGGAAUUGGAUGUAAAACAUCCAGGAUUUACGUGAUUUUGGUGAAACCUGCUUAGAAUGUAGCAUGUGCUGAGAUAUAGUGAUUACAGUUUUCAAGUUGGACUAAAAUUUACAGAGUUACAACUGGCCACAUAGUCAGUAGAAACCCCCAUAGUUAAUGACAGUACUUCUUGUUUUGUAACCGAUAGGUCUGCUAUGUGAGCUUUCUUAUUCUAUGCUUUUCAUUGCAUCUGUUUUUCAUACUAGAGCCAAAUAGAUAUUCAACAGAUAGCUCUAAGCCCUCCCGGCUGUGACUAAACAUUUGUUACUUUGUAAAAUGUUGUCAUCAAUCAUCAUUAUUUCCUCAAUUGCGUGUAUGUGCAAGGUUCUGAGAAGUUCAGCAUGCAACAUGUGUAGUUGCUUUAGGUGUAACCAUGAUGUUCUUUAUGACAGCCCUUGUUUACACAAAUCCAUCUAUCUACUCCCAAAAUGAUGUGGCAACAUUCCAAAAUAGGUCUGAGUGCUGACGAGUACAGUAGUGAUAGAGGUAGUAAUUUUCUGCCAGAUUAGAAGACCAAGAAGAAGGUCUUAUAAAAAAAAAAGUUCAUAUAAUUUGAUUUAAGAAUAAAAAAACACAUAAUAAACUUGUGUGUGACUGUUGCUGAUAAUGUGUUGUGGCCACUCUGAAAUCCUGUGUCAUAACUCCUGAUUGAAAUAUGGAUCACAAAUUUGAAUACAGCAAGUUCCAGACUUUCCAUUGGUAUAUGAAACACCUCAAAGAAGUAGUUAUCAGAAUUUAUCAUUCUUUGCUCUGCCACCCAAAAACAUUGCCUCUGAUUGAGGGAGAGAUCUUCUCUUAAAAGGUCAAUACCACAUUUCACUUGUAUUUUUUGUUGUUUUCUGUGUUAUAUACUAAAGGUGAAGGUAAGAACACUAUGAGUCAUUAAUUGACUGAAGUAAUGUCUGUCCUGGGCAACUAUUUCUUUUACCAAUAGAGGCAUUUUCUUAAAAUGCCCGUUGUUAAUUGUACAAUUAACUUUGUGAUAAAACAUAUUACAAGAAUUUACAAACAGCACCAUAAACCAAUUAUAGUUUACUGAUGCAAUGCUUGCACAUUAAUUCUAAAGAUUAAUAAGUGGACCCAACAACUGAUAAGAAUAUUCAGAUGCUUUAGAGCUUGCUUCUCUGUCACUGUUAAUGAUAUAUACACACACAAACUAGGUGUAACAACUCAUUCUGCUUUAAGACCUAUUAUUGGAAUAUGUACCUUGGAUAUCACUUUAGGCAAAUUAAACAGAUUGCUAUUUAGUCAUCCCUCCCAAUCCAUACUUGAAACCACCACCAAAAAAACAUUAUUUCUUUAAUUCUCUCAUGGCCCAAGAUUUGUCACAGAUAUCCCAUAAUUUUAUUCUUUCCAUAGUGGAAUUGUACAAUUGAAAAUCUGAAAGCAAGAAAAUCUGUAAAAAUAAAUAACAUUCCUCCAUCCCUCUUCAUUAUUUAUGAAAACUGAGUUACAGAAAAAUUACUGUGUGUUUGCUACUUCCUUACUUGAUAUAAAUUUUUCAAAAUUCCUAUUACCUUUCAUUCAAUUUGGAAGCAAAGAGUUGCUGAAGUAAACAACUCAACUUUUCCUUUCUCUAACCAUACAUGGGAAUAGGCUCUACUGAUUGGUUCUCUUGCUGGAAAGAUAGCUGUGACUUCGUUUGCAAAGAGUUUGAUGUUCCGAAAUAGCUGACUUUUCUGUCAACAGAGCAUGUAAUGUGUAUCAUUUUGGAGUUUAACUUUCCUCUGUUUUCUUUAGCUUAUUGGGGGGGGGGGGGGGGGGGGGGGGGGGGGGGCUGACAUGGAACUGGUGAGAGAGAGAGAGAGAGCCAUUAAAAUUAUUUAUUUCAAAUCUCCUUUUCUUGCCAGUCCAUUUAACCCAUAGCAAACACUUGCGCUUGUUUUGUUUUAGUACUUGGAUUGUGUUUGUUUUUUAAAGAUUGUGGUUUAUA